Messenger RNA from Carassius carassius (crucian carp), 3289 nucleotides. Its product is annotated as transcription regulator protein BACH1-like. NCBI's taxonomy places the organism in Eukaryota, Metazoa, Chordata, Actinopteri, Cypriniformes, Cyprinidae. Gene Ontology annotation, molecular function: DNA-binding transcription factor activity, RNA polymerase II-specific; RNA polymerase II cis-regulatory region sequence-specific DNA binding; protein binding. The transcript has 4 exons. The record is from RefSeq and is a predicted model, not a curated record. The coding region runs from base 511 to 2526 and encodes 671 amino acids. Gene Ontology annotation, biological process: regulation of transcription by RNA polymerase II.
CACAGUAAACAACUAUCUAACGUUAGUUCCUACUUUUGUUGUAUUGUCUUAAAGAUUAUGUCAUAUUGAGAAAAUGAAAUAUCCAGGUAUUAUACUUAAGCAUUGUUUAUUUGAUGCCAGCUGAAAAACAAAUGUUUACACAGUUGCUUAACACUCAUUUUGACUUAUGUUGACAUAUCCAGUGAAAACAUACAGUAAUAAUAACGAUCUUUUGUCUAGUUAUUAACUGAAAACAUGUUUUUAAUGUUUUGCAGAGUCAUGCACAAAGUCAUUAUGUCAUUACUCAAAAGUUUAACCACUAAAAAAGUAUUAUUAUGGUCCUUUUACAUAUUCCUUUCUUCAUAUUUUUGCUUGGUGUAAUUGUAAAUGUAUCUGAGUACUCUAUGUGUCCAUCAUCAUCAUGUAUUAAGCCGGACAUCACUCCACCCAAGUGUAACUUGAUGCAUCUAUUUCUGUAUUUCCUCUUUGUUACACUAUGUAUCUGUUAUUUUGUAGCUAAACCGCUGCGUCAUGUCUGUGGAUGGCCCCCGGACCUCUGUUUUCACCUUUCAGUCCGCUGUUCACAGCCGUCAUGUUCUGCGCUCGCUGGAGGAGCUGAGACUGAAGGAGCUCUUGUGUGACGUGACGGUUGAAGUGGAGCGCAGGAGCUUUCGAGCGCACUCUUCAGUGCUGGCUUCCUGCAGCGACUAUUUUUACACCAGACUUACAAACCACAGCCGACCAAACCCCACUGUCAGGUUACCGGAUGAGGUCACGGUGGAAGGAUUUGAACCUCUUCUGCAGUUUGCCUACACUGCAAAACUUCACUUCACGAAAGAAAACAUCCUGGAGAUCCACAGAUGCGCCGAAUUUCUCGGAUUUCAAAACCUCGAUAAAGCCUGCUUUGAAUUCCUUGUCCCAAAGUUUUCCACUGGUGGUGGAACCUCCAAAAAAGUGAGGGGUAAAAGCAAGGGCCGUGAGAGAUCCCGAACCAUCUGCAGUCCAAAUGACCAAAACCCUGAAACCGGAGAAGAUCGCGUACCUCAAGAUGCAAGCACUGUCAUGCAAGCUGCAUGCGCGACAUCCUCUGAAGAAAGUCCUAAAGAUUGUCCCCCCAUCACAAAUGACAAGGCAAUGCAGUUAGAUUUAUCCACGCUUUACGCAAGAAGCACUGCAUACCACAUGGGUGACGGCCAAGAUCAGUUUUGCCUACAGAACUGUGGCCCACCGUUGCCUUCCUCUUCCAUGGCGGCCGCUGAAGUGUGUCCUUUCCUGUCUAUUUCAAGCACCGGAGACAAUGAGAAACUGCACUCUUCUGCAGCAGGGGACAUUUUAGCAAUGGAGGACGAUUUCCAGAAGGAUCUAGCAAUGGAUGUGCAUUGUGAACCACCUACUGAUAAAGACCUGGACAUAGCCAGUAUCACCGAGGGCCACUUUGACCAACGUGAAGGGCCUCUAAUGUCGCCUUCCGACGCCAGCCACCUAUGUCCUCUGAAUUCUGCGCAGUCAAGCGGGGAUUUGGACAGCAUUUCUGGUGCGCCAGACCUCAGCAACAUUGGCAUCGAAGACAACCAGGUGUUUGAUUCCAACGAACAAACCUUCUCUGAACAGACCCCCAAAGAUUGCGCCACAGAACGAAGCACAGUGGAAAGGGAAGUGGCUGAGCAUCUCGCGAAGGGUUUUUGGCCCGAUUUGAGCGUCACGUUAAAUGAGCAGCUACCUUUGGACUCUAUCGACCAGUCAUCUGCAGGAAAUGGCUCGGACUUUCACUGGUUAAAGCAUCUGGAUCUGGGCGCCGCGCCUGAUGAUUGCCCCUUCCUGCGAGACCUGAGCUCCAAUGAUAGACAGACCUCUGGAGGAGACACUCUGUCCAAAGAGGACACUGAAGACAGUCCCUGCAUGUCCCCCAUUAACUCGAGGGAAAACUCGGAGUGCGAAUCGGAUGGAGACUGUGCGCAGUGUGACAGCAGUGAACAAGUGCAAGAGGUGGAUUUGCCAUUCCCUGUGGAGCAAAUUUCCAGCAUGACCCGGAGAGCGUUCCUGCAGAUGUUGAAACGCGAGCAGCUGACCCCAGAACAGCUGGAGUUUGUUCAGGAUGUGAGACGGCGGAGUAAAAACCGCAUGGCUGCACAGCGCUGCCGCAAGAGAAAGUUGGACUGCAUCUACAGACUGGAGGGAGAAAUUAAGAAACUGAGGAGCGAAAAGGAGAAAUUAUUGGACGAUCACAACCAGCUGAAGCUCAGCAUAGAGGAUGUGCGUCAGAACCUCUCAGGCCUGUGUCAGAGUCUCUCUACAGAUGCCGGGCCACAGUCCGAACAGCUGCAAGCACUGGCCAGGUACUUCUCCUCCGACUGUCCCACCUCCGUCCUCCUCACCCCCAUGGCCUCUCCUAGCCUGGCUGGCCCAGACCAGGAUGCCCAUGCGAACUCCUCCCUGGACACCUUUCUUGCAGACACAUGUCCUGAAGGAGACACUGUCGCACUCAGGUCGCCCACUGCCUUCCUGCAAGACAACGUUCAGAGCACUGAUACAGAUCUAGCUCCGUGAUGUAUAACAGAGCAAAGCAGCUUGGGAAUGGUCUGAUAUUUCAUUUUUACUCAGGAGUUUAGCUUUCCGCUGCCGUCAGUUUGACUUUUUAGCAUGACUUUCUUAUUAGGAGCACUUUCGUAAUGUUUCCAAGUAUGGACGUGACUAAAUUUGCACUAUUACCAGAAGUUUCAUUAUACAGAUGCAUUCGGAUAUGCCUUUCAUUCCUUGUUUGCUGUUACGCCACGGGGUCAUUCCUGUUAUGCCACACGUUUUUAAAACUUAAGAAAAUGAAUUGUAUUGUAAUUAAGUAUUUCAGAAAUAUGCUCUGCUAAGCUCAGGCUCAUAAACGUUUAUAAAUUAUAACUUGUAUAUAAAAAAGAACAAGAUGUGUAACGGGGUGGAACAUAAUGGGGUGGAAAUAAAGGGCUAAAUGCUUUGUUUAAUUACAGAUUGAUAGUUAGCUCAAGUUAAUUAGGACAUGUUUUAGUAUUUUGAUUCCAUCAUACCCAUUUUUUUAAAUAUUGUACAACAGGGUGGAAUAUUUUGAAAUGAGACAAACAAACUAAAAGCACAAGACACCUUUGAAUUAAUUGCUCAUGCUUUAAGAUGUAUAUGAUGUAUGUUUUCCCACCAAAAAUGUCACUUCCGGGACGAUUGUGUCAUUAAGGAACUGGCUUUUGUUAGUUAAAGGGAUUUUUCAGCAGACUAACAGGGUGGAAAGUAAUAUCGAAGACAAAGUAAAUAUCUAUAAAACGAUUAACAAUCAAAACACUACAAUCAA